ACCUAGUGGGCAAGAUGCAAAUUCACCCCAGAUGUUUCUCCUACUGCUAUCGAUAUGGCAGCCUUGAGGUCCUUCAAGAGAAUCCCUGGUCCUCUUCAGCUGCUGCUGAUGAUGAUCCUUCUCCCACGAGAUCUGGUUGUUACAGGACAGAACUUGGAGGUAACACAACUUCCGGAAACUGUAUCGGUGAAAGCUGGACACAACCUCACUCUACAAUGUACAUUGACUGAGACAAAUUUACCCGGAGGCGUGCGGUGGUACAAAGGGCUGGACAGAAACCAGCCCCCCGUUUACAGCGAUAAGCAAGGAGCUUCCAACCGGGGGAAGAGGCUGGUCGCAGGAUCCAACACAGACUUUAGCCUCAACAUCCUAAACAUUGGUCCUGAAGAUGCCGGGACCUACUAUUGUGUGAAGUUCAGGGCAGGGAUCCCAGAGAGAGAACUGGCUUCAGGGAAAGGCACUCAGGUCAUCAUAAUUGUUGCGCAGCAACAAUCCCUCCUUGUUCUCUGGCUCCUGCUUUUCCUGAACAAAGCAGCCGUCCUUCUCCUCUCCUGCCUUUUCCUAACGCAGAUGUGCAGAUGUGCAGAGGCAAAAUCUCAUUCCAGAAAACCCCAGGAAGUAAAAGGGUUUGAAAGUCCAAUUAGGAACGCCUGUUCCUGACAGCUUUUCCGGCUGAGAAAGAAAAACAAACCGAGAAAACGGAAAUAAAUAAAUAUAUAUAUA
Molecule: messenger RNA, 723 nt
Organism: Crotalus tigris (Tiger rattlesnake)
Lineage: Eukaryota; Metazoa; Chordata; Lepidosauria; Squamata; Viperidae
Product: tyrosine-protein phosphatase non-receptor type substrate 1-like
Exons: 3
Coding region: 55-660 (201 amino acids)
Cellular component (GO): plasma membrane
Source: RefSeq, a predicted model, not a curated record